Photinus pyralis (common eastern firefly) is the source of this 1679-nucleotide messenger RNA. RefSeq names its product proclotting enzyme-like. Gene Ontology annotation, biological process: proteolysis. Gene Ontology annotation, molecular function: serine-type endopeptidase activity. The transcript is spliced from 7 exons. NCBI's taxonomy places the organism in Eukaryota, Metazoa, Arthropoda, Insecta, Coleoptera, Lampyridae. The coding region runs from base 70 to 1572 and encodes 500 amino acids. The record is from RefSeq and is a predicted model, not a curated record.
UAUAAGACGAGGCUUUGAAAAUAUCUUCAUUGCGCGACCAUCGUGUUUUAUGUUUUAUCUUCCCUUAAAAUGGGGAUGAGGAGAAUUUUUGUUUAUUUGUACCUUAUUGUGUUAUAUUGUGAUAUUGUUGCUAGUGACGUUUUAAAUGAUGAAGAUGAUGUUGUAGUAAUUGAAGCUGCGGGGAAUUCGUCAGCGCGUGAUAACAGGCAGCUCAUAUCGUCUGUUCCUUUGAUGCCUUACAAUGACCAACUCUUCAUAGGAAAUCCGGCUACGGGUUCGCUUUUAACUAGCCGCUGCUAUACCAGUAAAGGUGUGUUAGGGAAAUGCAUGUCGUUCCGACAAUGUUAUCCUUUUUUCAAGCUACCCGAGUUAAAUAAUUGGGACAGUUGGAUAUUAGGAAUGUACGAUACAUGCAGAUUUUAUACAGCCCAGGGGCGUCAGUUGUUUGGAGUUUGCUGCACUUCUUCUUCGGAACAAAACCCUACAACAACUACUAAACCAUCAACUACUCCCGAAUCAGAAAACCUUAACGUACAAAAUACAGACAGUGUAAAGAAACCUAACUAUCCUCCGGUUGCUAGUUGGCCUCCAACACAUCCACCACUUCCUACUCAUCCACCGCACCAUACAAUACCGCCACUACCCACUCACGCACCUUCACCCUCCUAUCCAUAUCCGCAUCCGUUCCCAACCGUACCCGUAACUCAACCGGCACCUAAACCUCCUAAACCACCCACCGGAGCCACGCAACGACCUACAUAUCAACCAACAUAUAAACCUGUACAAACCACUCCCGUAACGCACUUGCCACCUUUGGAUGCAUCGUGCGGGGCGAAAAAUGGUUAUCAAGAUCAAGAAAGAAUCGUCGGAGGCCACAAUGCUGAUUUGGGAGAAUGGCCAUGGAUAGCCGGUUUGUUCAAUGGUGGUCGCCAAUUUUGUGGCGGUUCUCUUAUUGAUAACAUUCAUAUCCUCUCUGCCGCACAUUGUGUUGCACAUAUGAGUUCCUGGGAUGUUGCAAGAUUAACUGUUCGGUUAGGAGAUCAUAAUAUAAAAACGGAUAGUGAGGUGAAACACAUUGAAAGGAAAGUAAAAAGGGUGGUCCGUCAUAGAGGAUUUGACGCAAGAACAUUGUAUAACGACGUUGCCAUUUUGACUAUGGAUUCACCAGUAGUUUUUACUCACCAAGUUCGUCCAAUUUGUUUACCGCAGAGUUCUCGCGAUUCGCAUGCGGGAAAAACAGCCACCGUGAUUGGGUGGGGUAGUAUUCGUGAAAGUGGUCCACAACCGUCGGUGCUGCAGGAAGUAAGUAUUUCGAUCUGGAGUAAUAAUGAUUGUCGAACUAAGUAUGGACCGGCGGCACCUGGAGGAAUUACUGACCACAUGCUUUGUGCAGGUCAGGCGAAUCGGGAUUCGUGUAGUGGAGAUAGUGGAGGACCUCUUAUGGUAAACGAUGGAAAAUGGGUGCAAGUGGGAAUUGUUUCGUGGGGCAUCGGAUGCGGUAAAGGGCAAUAUCCAGGUGUAUAUAGUAGGGUACAAUAUUUUCUGCCUUGGAUUCAGAAGAACAUUAAAUAAUCUUAAAUCUCUAAGGUUAAAUAAAUAAUCAAUGUUAAAAAAUGAAUAUCUACUUAUUUUCUGUAGCUGCGCGUUUGUAUUUGGAGGAAUUGCGUUUGAUAUUUCAG